UUGUCAGGGGAGCUGGUCCAGGCCGUGUGUCUUGAAUCGGACCUGCAGGACGGACAGAUGCUGGAGGUGGAGGUGGGUCACCACAGUGUUCUGCUGACCCGCACCGAGGGUCAGUACAGCGCCAUCGGUAACCAGUGCACACACUACGGCGCUCCUCUUAGCAAAGGCGUGAUUUCGGGGCACCGUGUGCGCUGCCCGUGGCAUGGCACCUGCUUUAAUGUGCACACUGGAGAUGUGGAGGAGUUUCCCGGAAUGGACGGUUUACCCUGCCACAAGGUGAUGAUCCACAACAACAAAGUUUACGUGUCAGUCAACAAAAAGACAUUAGAGCAGCAGAGAAGAAUGAAAAAGAUGGGGGCUGCGGUGUCAGGGGUCACUCACACCAUGCUGCUGCUCGGGGGAGGUGUGGCGUCGCUGAUCUGCGCGGAGACAUUACGCCAGGAGAACUUUGGGGGAAGAAUCGUCAUGGUAACCAGAGACGAGCUUCUGCCUUAUGACAAGACGCGACUCAGCAAGGUGAUGAACGUGGACAGUGAGAGCAUCUUGUUGAGGAGGAUGGACUUUUACCACAAAUACGACAUCGAAGUCCAGCUUAGGAAAGAAGCGGUGUCUGUGGACACGGACAAGAAGACGGUGACGUUUGACGACGGCUCUGUGCAGCGUUACGAUCAGCUGCUCAUCGCCACGGGCUGCAGAGCUAAAGGUCUGGAUGUCUCCGGCAUGGAGUUGGACAACAUCAAGAAGUUGGAGACGCCAGAGGACGCGCGUCAGAUCCACACCUCCUGUCUGGGUUGUGACGUGGUCGUCGUGGGGACCUCCUUUGUUGGCAUGGAGGUGGCGUCCUAUUUGGUGGACAAGGCUUCCAGCAUCACGGUGAUCGGCAGCAGCGAGCUGCCCUACCAGAACACGCUGGGACCCGAGAUCGGCCGAGUCACCAUGGCGAUGUUGGCCGAGAAGAACGUGAGCUUCCACAUGAACGACAACAUCAGCGAGGUCCGGGGCGUGCACGGAAAGGUCAACCAGGUGGUGCUGAGGAGCGGAAAGGUCGUCCGGGUGGACAUUCUGAUCGUGGCUAUCGGCGUCGUCCCGAACUCAGAGUUCCUGCGAGGAAGUCCCAUCAAGUUGGACUCCAGGUGGUUCGUACAUGUGGACAAGCACAUGCGUACCAACGUGGACGGCGUGUUCUGCGGGGGCGACGUGGCCACCUUCCCCCUGACUAUGGCGAAGGACCGACGCAUCAACAUCGGACACUGGCAGAUGGCGCAGGCGCACGGGAGGACAGCUGCUCUCAACAUGCUGAAGCAAGACUCUCCUGUCAACUCUGUCCCGUUCUACUGGACCGUGGUGCUGGGAAAGACUAUCCGCUACGCAGGCUACGGGGAAGGAUACACUGAAAUAGUCAUGAAAGGAAACUUUGAGGACAGGAAGUUCCUCGCGUUGUACAUAAAGGACGAUGAGGUCAUAGCGGCGGCCAGCUUGAACUAUGACCCGGCGGUGUCUGCAGUGGCCGAGAGACUGGUUUCAGGACGAGUCAUUACCAGGGACGAAGCUCUAUCUGACGACCUGAGCUGGCUGCAGUUGUCCUGA
Molecule: messenger RNA, 1587 nt
Organism: Entelurus aequoreus (snake pipefish)
Lineage: Eukaryota; Metazoa; Chordata; Actinopteri; Syngnathiformes; Syngnathidae
Gene: aifm5
Product: apoptosis inducing factor mitochondria associated 5
Exons: 18
Coding region: 58-1587 (509 amino acids)
Cellular component (GO): cytoplasm
Molecular function (GO): 2 iron, 2 sulfur cluster binding; flavin adenine dinucleotide binding; oxidoreductase activity, acting on NAD(P)H
Source: RefSeq, a predicted model, not a curated record